AUGCUGCCCUCCAAACAGUCAAGCGAAUCAACUGCCUACAAGGCCUUCCGACCCGUGACACCAGUAGAGCAGACAGCCACUGUUUGGGAGUUGGGAAAUGUUCCUAUUGCUCCCAGCUUCUACCAAGCUCACGAUGAGCAGCCAAAUAUCACAACUUUGCCUGAUCUCUGUAUCUCCAACAGAUUCAACCCAUUUUUACCAAAAUUGUCUCAAUGGCCGCCACCUCCAAAUUUCCCGUCCCCCCCAAAGCCCCGGAAACUCCUGCCAGCGUUCUCGCUGAAAGGCAAACAGUCACAGAGUCAGCGAUCUGGUUCGUCAACUCUUGAUAGCAAACCAUCAGGGGAGCUGUCCUCAGAUAUGUGGGACUUUCCGUGGGGUAUGAAAGCUGUUUCAUUGAAAAGUCUUCAUCGCAAACUCCAGAAUGCUGUGUUUUGUUAUAAUCUCUCGGAAAAGGAGGCAAUUGCGAACGAACUCGCACGUCGGGAGAAGAACAGGGAAAGUGAUUGA
Molecule: messenger RNA, 507 nt
Organism: Penicillium vulpinum
Lineage: Eukaryota; Fungi; Ascomycota; Eurotiomycetes; Eurotiales; Aspergillaceae
Exons: 1
Coding region: 1-507 (168 amino acids)
Source: RefSeq, a predicted model, not a curated record